Pyricularia pennisetigena is the source of this 864-nucleotide messenger RNA. RefSeq lists its product as uncharacterized. NCBI's taxonomy places the organism in Eukaryota, Fungi, Ascomycota, Sordariomycetes, Magnaporthales, Pyriculariaceae. The record is from RefSeq and is a predicted model, not a curated record. Gene Ontology annotation, molecular function: nicotinate-nucleotide adenylyltransferase activity; nicotinamide-nucleotide adenylyltransferase activity. Gene Ontology annotation, biological process: NAD+ biosynthetic process. Bases 1 to 864 code for a protein of 287 amino acids. The transcript is spliced from 6 exons.
AUGGCUACCACAAAGUCAGACUCAACCUCGCCCACGCCUCAAUUCCCGCCCACGACACCGGGAUACAGUUUUCCUACCGACAAACUUCGGACUCGCCAGACGCAAAAUGACAGGACCCCUUUGGUGCUGGUGGCCUGCGGGUCGUUCUCGCCCAUCACAUACUUACACUUGAGGAUGUUUGAAAUGGCUCGAGACCACUGCAGCUUAAACACAAACUUCGAGGUUGUCGGUGGCUAUAUCAGCCCCGUGUCGGAUGCAUACAAAAAGGCUGGCCUCGCUCCGGCACACCACAGGAUAAACAUGUGCAAGCUGUCACUAGCAUCAAGCUCAUGGAUAAUGGUCGACGAGUUCGAGACCUCCGUCCGGGAUCCAACAACAGGCGAGCCCGCCUAUACUCCGACAGCUCAGGUUCUUGCAAAGUUGGACUACGAGAUCAACACCGUUUUGGGUGGCAUUCAGUCAGCAGACGACCCGAACAAAAGGACACGCGCACGUAUCUGUUUGCUCGCCGGUGGUGACCUUGUGCUCACUAUGUCAACACCCGGCCUCUGGGCACCCAGCGAUCUCGACGUCAUUCUCGGUCCCAAGUUUGGUGCCUUUAUUGUAGAGCGCUCGGGUACCGACACUGAAGAGGCACUUGCGAGUCUCCAGCGGUACAGGGAAAACAUCUGGGUAAUCCCACAAGUCAUCCAAAACGAUGUCAGCUCCACCAAGAUCCGCCUGUUCCUUAAGAAGAACCUUAGCAUCCGGUACUUGAUCCCAGACCCUGUUGUCAGGUACAUAGAGGAGCAUGGCCUGUUCAACGGCGAGUUUUCCGGCGCCAGCAGCUCCAAGGACGCAGAGCCGAGUCCAUCUACCGCUUAG